Messenger RNA from Calidris pugnax (ruff), 2260 nucleotides. RefSeq names its product xeroderma pigmentosum, complementation group A (gene XPA). The transcript has 4 exons. The coding region runs from base 1682 to 2167 and encodes 161 amino acids. Gene Ontology annotation, molecular function: damaged DNA binding. Gene Ontology annotation, biological process: base-excision repair; nucleotide-excision repair involved in interstrand cross-link repair; nucleotide-excision repair, DNA damage recognition. The record is from RefSeq and is a predicted model, not a curated record. NCBI's taxonomy places the organism in Eukaryota, Metazoa, Chordata, Aves, Charadriiformes, Scolopacidae. Gene Ontology annotation, cellular component: nucleotide-excision repair factor 1 complex.
GUAAAUCUGCGCGGUUUCGUCGGUUUGGGGAAUUUUGGGGUGGAUACGGUUUAUGCCAAAAUCUGAGCACUGCAGCAGUGCCAGCUUUUAUCGUUAUAAAACGUGCUGACGCCAACUCGCUCGAUCGUUAGGUGGGGGGAUUUCGACAUAUUGUCUUGUGAUAUUCUCUCUCCAAAAAGCAAAUGGAGAAUUAAGGAUCCCAAAAUAGAUUGACUUUCUUCUCGGGGAUUGCCUUUGUCUUGCUUUGUUCUGCUCUGAAUCAGCUGCAGGGCUGUUGGUGCAGUGUAUCUCUUUGUUAGAAAUCACCACCAGAUUUCGUUAAGGGUAUAAAAUAACUAGCAGCUCUACUUCUUUUGAGGGGCUAACGUUUAAUAAUAAAUUAAGUGGAUCUGGGAUGCCUUUGCACCGGGGGUAUUUUUGCUGUGUAAUUAAUGAUGUCAUUGUCUUAAUAAAAUGUCUUUAUAUUCGGGAGCGCUACCUUAAAUGAUGAAAUGUGAUGUAAGAGCAUGGCUAUGUGAAGUGCUGAGCAUUCCGCUGUCGCUAGUAGGAGUGAAUUGGCAUAAAAUGUCGUCUUUGCUAGAUCGAAUCUGCUAUAAAUGCAAACGCAAUUAAAAAUGUAUGGCGCUGCAUGUCAAACAUUAAUCUUCCGUUUCAGGUAUUCUUAAUAUUCUGCAGCAUUACCUCACUUCCAGCUCGCGAAACGAUAUAAAAUUGUUAAUUUUCUGCCAGAAUUCCAAUGUUAAGUGUUGAAGGAGCGUUCCUUAGAGCUGCGGUUGCCCGAAUCGGUGUUUCUAGGUGUCACAUGGAACAUAAAGCAGAUGGCGAUGACGCUGGAGGUGAUCUGCCCGGCGAGGAUGCGGCCCGAAGCCAUGGCCGACACCGGGAUGAGUCUGGGCUUGGAGCAGUGCUGAGAGGGCUUGGGGAGAGGAUUGUAGUGGAGCUCCAUCCCCAUUCCACUCCUAGCAGCUCUCUGGCCAUCCACCUCCAUUUCUGCCAGCUGCAGUGGACAAGAACCUUGCCAACCGCCCCGGGCCUGCGUUAAACUCGUUUAGGGAGAGAGGCAGGUGUGGCUGAGCUUGGAAAAAACCAGGAGCGGGGCUGAGGACUAUGAUGCCAGCCAGCUCCCGGUCUGCUUCCUGCUCCAGCCACCCUCUUCCAGCCGCAUCCCCUCCCCGGCUUCCUCCCGCUCCUGCCUGCGCCUCCCCCAGCAACAUCGGGGCCGGUUUUGAAAAGGCCAGGAGGGAGGAAGCCGUAGGAGGGGAUAUGAAGCGCUUUAGUGGGAAAACGUGGAGAUUUUUAUUUAUUUAUUUAUUUAUUUUAAACAAUGGCUAAGUCGAAACAAAUGUGUGCGUUUGAAUGUUGAAAUCCAAUACUUUCAUUAAGUGAACCUUCCAGCAAGAACAGAAAUAACUCCAGCAAAGAUGGGAUUGCGUGAUAACGGGUUUGAAUUUGUACUAUAUCUUUCUGGAACAUUUUUUUAAGAGGAGUGAAACUAGUCUGUAAUCAAUUCUAUAAGAGCUAUAAUGUAAAUUUUAGUAAAAUUGCUUGUUGUACCAAUUCCAGAUGCUUGUUUUUAACUUGGUAGUUUCUUAAAAAAAAAAAAAACACAAACAAUUUCUCUCCAUUAGCACCUGUGCUAGAGUUUGACUAUCUCAUCUGUGGAGACUGUGGCAAAGAAUUCAUGGACUCCUACCUUAUGCAGCACUUUGAUUGGGCAACAUGUGAUAAUUGCAGAGAUGUUGAAGAUAAACAUAAGCUUAUAACAAGGACAGAAGCAAAAGAAGAGUAUCUUCUUAAAGACUGUGACUUAGACAAGAGGGAACCAGUGCUCAGAUUCAUUGUGAAGAAAAACCCUCAUAAUUCACGAUGGGGUGACAUGAAACUUUAUUUAAAACUGCAGGUGAUCCAGCGUUCUCUUGAAGUCUGGGGUAGUGAAGAAUCCUUGCAAGAAGCAAAGGAACUCCGCCGUGAGACCAGAGAGAAGAUGAAACAGAAGAAGUUUGAUAAGAAAGUUAAAGAACUCCGCCGUGCCGUGAGAAGUAGCUUGUGGAAGAAGGACGCUAGUAUCCAUGAACAUGAGUAUGGACCAGAAGAAAACAUUGAUGAAGAUACAUUUAAAAAGACGUGUACUGUCUGUGGCCAUGAAUUAACUUAUGAGAAGAUGUAGCGUUAAUCUGCUUUGGGUUUUGUUUUCCUUAAUUGCGUUGUAUUUUUAAUUAUAUUUUGUAUUUAAAGUCAAAUAAAUGGUAAUUAUGAAGCA